AUGAAUAAUAGUUUUGAUGUUGCAGAACUUCUUCUCUCUCACGGAGCAAGGAUAAAUCAAAGUCAAUAUGGAGAAAAUGCUCUUCAUAUUUCAGCUGCCAAUAAUAGUAAAGAAGUGGCAGAACUUUUGCUUUCUCAUGGUGUUGAUAUCAAUGCCAAAUAUAUAGCAGAGACAGCUAUUCACAUUGCAGCUAAGAAAAACCAUCCAGAAAUGAUAGAAAUACUUCUUUCUCACAAAGCAAAUAUUAGUUCUAAAGAUGAUCGUGGAAGAAUGCCUCUUCAUUAUGCAGCAGAAAACAAUUGUAAAGAAGCUUUGGAAUGUCUUAUUUCUAAUGGAGCUAAAGUUAAUCAAAAAGAUAAUUAUGGAAAAACAGCACUAGAUCUCGCUCAUGAAAAAGGUAAUAAAGAAAUUGAAGAAAUUCUUAUGGCUCCUCCAGAAAAAAAGUCAAAAAAGAAAUGUGAAAUUGCAUAA
This is a messenger RNA of Trichomonas vaginalis G3, 471 nucleotides long. Its product is annotated as NO mechanoreceptor potential C, isoform D-related family. The coding region runs from base 1 to 471 and encodes 156 amino acids. Gene Ontology annotation, biological process: positive regulation of transcription by RNA polymerase II. Gene Ontology annotation, cellular component: nucleus. The record is from RefSeq and is a predicted model, not a curated record. Gene Ontology annotation, molecular function: protein binding; transcription cis-regulatory region binding. The transcript has a single exon. Lineage: Eukaryota; Parabasalia; Trichomonadida; Trichomonadidae.